Molecule: messenger RNA, 407 nt
Organism: Aureobasidium subglaciale EXF-2481
Lineage: Eukaryota; Fungi; Ascomycota; Dothideomycetes; Dothideales; Saccotheciaceae
Exons: 4
Coding region: 27-404 (125 amino acids)
Biological process (GO): proton motive force-driven ATP synthesis
Source: RefSeq, a predicted model, not a curated record
UCAUAUCCACACUCCACUCAAUCGCCAUGCUCGGUCAAUCUCUCAGGGCCUCGCGCCAGUCGCUCGUUCGUCUUGCUAAGCAGCAGUCGGCCACCACCUUCCGCCGUACUUUCGUCACUCCCACUGCCGUUCGCCAAGCCGAUCUUGUCCAGGAUCUCUACCUCCGCGAGCUCAAGUCCUACAAGGCCCCCGCCGUCAAGGCUUCCGACUCUGAGGGUCACGUCCAGAAGUUCGCCCUUCCUCAAGCCCCUGCUUCCCCCGAGGAGGCCGACAUUGCCAGCCAGCUCAGCGCAUACGAGACCCAGGAGGUCGAGGUUGAGGGUCAAGCCGAGGCUGGUGCUGCCCCCGUUGAGGACUGGUUUGAUGAGAGCGAGCUCGCCGACGAGGAGCCUGCCCACCACUGAGCU